This is a messenger RNA of Nerophis ophidion (straightnose pipefish), 1954 nucleotides long. RefSeq names its product dihydrolipoamide S-succinyltransferase (gene dlst). The record is from RefSeq and is a predicted model, not a curated record. Bases 90 to 1469 code for a protein of 459 amino acids. Gene Ontology annotation, cellular component: oxoglutarate dehydrogenase complex. Gene Ontology annotation, biological process: tricarboxylic acid cycle. The transcript has 15 exons. Gene Ontology annotation, molecular function: dihydrolipoyllysine-residue succinyltransferase activity. NCBI's taxonomy places the organism in Eukaryota, Metazoa, Chordata, Actinopteri, Syngnathiformes, Syngnathidae.
UUAGUUUGUCCCACGGCACUUCCUCCUUUCCAGCCUGUCGCGGUGACCCGCUCCCCUUCGGUUGGCAGGCUGCUGUCACAACAGCCACCAUGUUAUCCCAUUCCCGGUGUUUGUCCAAGAAUAUUGGUCGCUCCCUGUCUGCCAUCCGCCAGGGAAAUAAUGCGUUGACUCGCCGUGGUGCAGCAGCAAUAUCAACUAGCUACCCAGUCAUUGUCAAGAACACUGGCAAAUCUGAUCCUCGAUCCAGUGUCUUCCAAAUCCAAUACUUCAGGACCUCUGUUGCCUACAGAGAGGAAGUCAUCACUAUCAAGACCCCUGCUUUUGCAGAAUCUGUUACAGAGGGAGACGUGAGGUGGGAAAAAGCUGUUGGGGACACUGUCUCAGAGGAUGAGGUGGUCUGUGAAAUUGAGACUGAUAAGACAUCCGUUCAGGUUCCUUCCCCCGCUUCAGGAGUUAUUGAAGAGCUUUUGAUUCCCGAUGGAGGGAAAGUGGAAGGGGGAACUCCUCUCUUCAAGCUUCGUAAAGGAGCUGGGUCUCCUAAACCUGCAGAAUCACCAAAAGCUGAGGCCCCGGUUGCUGCAGACCCUCCACCACCUUCUGCUCCUGCACCUCCUCAAUCAGCUGUGGGCCCCAUUCCCACCACUAUGCCCCAUGUACCACCUGUGCCAGCACAUGCAAUGGAUACCAAACCAGUCUCAGCCAUCAAGCCCACUGCUGCUCCCAUUACAAUGGCUGCUGCUGUGGAUGGAGGAGCAAAAGCAGGUCGCACUGAGAGCAGGGUUAAGAUGAACCGCAUGAGACUGAGAAUUGCGCAGAGGCUGAAGGAGGCCCAAGACACCUGCGCCAUGCUGACUACCUUUAAUGAGAUUGACAUGAGCAACAUCUCUGAGAUGAGGAAAUCCUACAAAGACACCUUUUUGAAGAAGCACAACAUCAAGCUAGGCUUCAUGUCUGCAUUCGUCAAGGCUGCUGCCCACGCUCUGACUGACCAACCUACUGUUAAUGCUGUAAUUGAUGACACAACCAAAGAGAUUGUGUAUAGAGACUAUGUAGACAUCAGUGUGGCUGUGGCCACCCCAAAGGGUCUUGUUGUUCCAGUGAUCAGGAAUGCCGAGGGAAUGAAUUUUGCCGACAUUGAGAAGACCAUCAACAUGUUGGGUGAAAAGGCCCGCAAGAACGAGCUAGCCGUUGAAGACAUGGAUGGAGGAACCUUUACCAUCAGUAACGGCGGAGUUUUUGGGUCCAUGUUUGGCACUCCCAUCAUCAACCCACCUCAGUCUGCAAUUUUAGGCAUGCAUGGUAUCUUCGACAGGCCUGUAGCUGUGGCUGGCAAGGUGGAGAUCCGUCCAAUGAUGUACGUCGCCCUGACAUAUGAUCAUCGCCUCAUCGAUGGAAGAGAGGCAGUUACCUUCCUGCGCAAGAUUAAGACCGUGGUAGAGGACCCAAGGGUGCUGCUCCUUGACAUGUGAGCCCCUCAGCUCCAGACCCAACCGACCAAACUCCCCUCACUCAACCAAUGGCGGUACCCACCUACUGAACAUUAGCCAAACUAUAAGACAUGGAUUUAUUUGAUUGUGUUGUUUUCGGGUAAAGAGUUGGGGCUGUGCAAUAUAAGGUUGGCUGUGAUAAAAUGGUUUGGUAAUGUAGAAAAAAUAAAAAAGCACACUCUGAUGCUUUUUUAAGGUCUACUCUUUGAGAUCAAAUAGUAUAUUCAAACAUUUAUGUGCACCAUAUGUAAUUUUCUACAGACUAUGUACAUCUUUCUGUGGGAUGGCCAUUAGAUUCAACUCCAUUGGUUCAUUUUGGGUGAGAACAGUAAGAUGUAUUGAAACCAAGAAACAAUGAAUAUUUCCAAAGCUAAGAACACUUGGAGAAUUGUGGUAAUGUGGAAAAUUGUCAUUAUACUAUGCUAUUUAAGAACAUGUUUUAAACAAUAAAAUCAACAUUACUGGAA